Messenger RNA from Lasiodiplodia theobromae, 957 nucleotides. RefSeq names its product Nad dependent epimerase dehydratase. The record is from RefSeq and is a predicted model, not a curated record. Lineage: Eukaryota; Fungi; Ascomycota; Dothideomycetes; Botryosphaeriales; Botryosphaeriaceae. Bases 1 to 957 code for a protein of 318 amino acids. The transcript has a single exon.
AUGGCGCACACAAUCCUAGUAACGGGCGCAACAGGCCGUCAAGGCGGCGGGACCACCCGCGCCCUCCUGGCCCUCGCAUCCGAGCGCAACAUCCCCGUGACCAUCCACGCCCUCGUCCGGGACCCCGCCUCAGACGCCUCCAAAGCCCUCGCGGCGCUCAGCCCAUCCGUCAAGCUGUUCCCGGGCAACUUCGACGACCCGGCCUCCCUCAACGCCGCCGCCGCCACCUGCACGGGCGUCUUCAUCAACGUCAACCCCAACUUCACUGCCCCAGAAACGGAACUGCAUCACGCGCGCAAUAUCCUGGCCGCCUGCAAGGCCGCGGGCACCGUCACGCGCGCCGUGUACAGCUCCGUGUCGGUCCUCAGCAGCGAGCGCGCGCUGGCCGAGCUGGACGCGUGGCCCGGCAUGAAGUGGUACAUGCGGUCGAAGAAGGCGAUCGAGGACGAGGUGCGCGGUGCGGCCUUCCUCGCUGACGGCUGGACGCUCCUGCGCCCCGCCAUGUUUUUCAGCAACUUCCUGCCGCCCGGCGUGGCGUUCAUGUAUCCGCGCCUGGCCUCGCACGGCGAGAUCCGCACCGCCCUGGACCCGCAGCUGAAGCUCGCGUGUCUGGAUCCCGACGACAUUGGCCGCUUUGCGGCGAGGGCGCUGAUCGAGCGCGAUCAGUGGAAUGGGAAGAUGAUCACGCUUGCGGGCGCGCACUUGACCAUUGGCGAGAUCGCGGAGAAGCUGACGGCUGCGGUGGGGGGCAGGAAGCAGGUCAAGGUGGUGCCGUAUACGGAAGAGGAGCUUGCCGCUAAGGACAACGUUCUCAUGAAUUCAGAGUUGUACAGGAAUGAGUAUCGUAUCAACGUUGAUUUGGACGAGUUGAGGAGCUACGGGGUGCAUUUGGGGACAUGGGAGGAGUUUGCUGAGCAGCACAAGAAGGGCCUUGAGGCGGGAUUGGGCUUGGCUUGA